GUCGGUAGCAAACAUCCAAUAGCAUUUCAAGGGGCCAGCUUGAGGUACUGAACCCGUGAGCUGUAGUCUGGCGGCCGCCGCAUGAGCUAUAUUCGCAGCGAGAGUUACGCGAGAGGGUUAUCUGCUCCGAGUCCUUCGUUAUAAGAACAACCAAACCGAUCAAUCACGCGUCAGCCCUACACCACCAUGGUUUCACGCCACUUCUUGCAGCAAAGCGCCAUCGCCAUCAGCAUCGCUAGCUUAAUCUAUAAUAUCGCAGAAGGCGUCGUCUCCGUGGUCUUUGGUGCAGAAUCGUCCUCGCACUCUCUUAUCUUCUUUGGCAUUCAAUCGGUAAUCGAAGUGCUCUCGGCCUCACUCGUGGUUUGGAGAUUUAUGAACGGACUCAAAGCUGGUGAAGAAAGCGACGAUGGAUCUGAAGUUAGAAUGAUUAAAGACCUGAGGAUAGAGAGGAUAGCAACCUUGGGCAUAGGGAUUCUCCUCGCAAUGCUUGCCCUAGCAGCCGUGGGUACAUCCAUCGCCUCCCUUAUCGCCCAUGAACACCCCAGUCAAUCUAACGCAUCACUCAUCAUCGCUGCGAGUGCUACCUUCAUCAUGUUCUUGUUCUGGAUACCGAAGCGCUACCUUGCAAAGGCGCUAAACUCCAGUACGAUGAACGGCGAGGCGCUUUGUACCUUGUCGUGCAUCCAGUUUAGCAGUGCGCUAUUGAUUGGUUCCCUCAUAUACCGUGUCUGGCGUGGCGGAUGGUGGGUCGACUCCGCGACUUCCAUCGUGAUUGCUAUGCUUUUUGGUUGGGAGGGCUUUAAGAUGAUUAGGUGGGCGAGUAAUGAUAAAUUCAAUGGCGGCUGCUGUUGUGGACAAGAGGAACGGAGGGCAGAUAAACAACCUAUCCCCGAUGUCAUGCAGCAGCCCAGUACAGCUCCCAAGCGCUGUUGUGGACAGGAGGAACCGAACGCAGAAAAACAACCUAUCCCCAAUGUCAUGCAGCAGCCCAGUACAGCUCCCAAGCGCUGUUGUGGUGAUUCCGGUGGUUGCAAGCCUUCAGAAGAAAGUAGCAACAAAGUAUAGUAUGUUCAGAUCAUAGUUAAUCUUGUACAAUAAGUAUUCA
This is a messenger RNA of Suillus subalutaceus, 1105 nucleotides long. RefSeq lists its product as uncharacterized. The record is from RefSeq and is a predicted model, not a curated record. Gene Ontology annotation, biological process: transmembrane transport; monoatomic cation transport. Gene Ontology annotation, cellular component: membrane. Bases 187 to 1065 code for a protein of 292 amino acids. The transcript has 2 exons. Gene Ontology annotation, molecular function: monoatomic cation transmembrane transporter activity. NCBI's taxonomy places the organism in Eukaryota, Fungi, Basidiomycota, Agaricomycetes, Boletales, Suillaceae.